UACAUUUUGGUGAGUGUUCAAACAAGCCCGAUCACCAAUAUAUCGAAUGGUGUUUAUGAGAAUUUAUUGCGUCUCGGAUUCCGAAUGUAUAUCAGGCGAGUGAUGAGGCUUUACCCCAACUUAAGCAUACUCUCGAAGUCCCCGAAACCCGACGCGAUGCCAUAUUCGGCUAUUUACAACAGUGACACCCAUAUACCUCAUCAUCGGCCGCGAUCCAGACCCUCGCGUUGCAUUAAGUACUUCGCAAGUCCUGGUCAUCUGUAUUACAGCAGUGCGACACCGGAAGUAUGCUCUCAGUCCCACCGCCCGCUUUCCAGCUCCUCAUCUUUCUCCGAGCGAUCUCCGCCAGCCCGCUCCCCCAACACCACCAGCAAGCGAAACGCAGCACAACACACCAGAACAUCGGUAGUGGAUUUGCGAUAGCAAUAUGCACCGUAAUUCUCGCCUGCUUCUUCUACUUCCUCGGCAUGCGCCAUGAGUGCACAAAGUCGUGGUUUAACAAGCGCAAAGCGUACAACGAAUCAACACCCGCACGUGAAACUGGGAAGAUCACCGAGGAACGGGGACAUAAGAGGCAAAUCAGUUAUCCGCUUGCAGUGGUGUCAUCGGCGCCGAUCAAACCUUAUGAUGAGCCAGUGGAGGCGCCAACAGCGAGCCUCCGAUACUAUGAGCUGCCGAUCAAAGAAAUCCACGAGAUGGGUCUCCCGAGCCCCAAGAAGCAACCGCGAGCAAGUUGGCUCUCGUUCGAUCGCAAACCUUGGUGGAUGAAGUAUCCGGAGAGCAAUGGGCAACGUCGGAGUGCGCGAACAAGUGGCAGUAAGAGCAUGCGAAGCUGGUUUAAGAGCGGUGAAAACUUGGAUGUAACACACGAUAAAGACCAUGUCUCGUCGUGUCAUACGACUGAGACCGUGCACGGAGAAGAGCGCAGUGCAGAUCUGAUUCAAAGUGAGAGGAAAAGCAAUAGAAGUUCUCUGAUGGAUUGGAGUGGCUUGGACUACGUACGCAGAAUCUACAUGGAACGCAAAAGCAGAGUCGGGCUGUGAUGUCGUUCAGGUGCCUACUACUCUAACUAAAAAACCACUAUACACAAAUUGGUACCCGCCCGCACACACCACCUGCAUGAUUUGUAGGAUCAACAGUGGUGUAAAAUCAGAACUACCGA
Boeremia exigua is the source of this 1162-nucleotide messenger RNA. RefSeq lists its product as uncharacterized. The transcript has a single exon. The coding region runs from base 288 to 1043 and encodes 251 amino acids. The record is from RefSeq and is a predicted model, not a curated record. NCBI's taxonomy places the organism in Eukaryota, Fungi, Ascomycota, Dothideomycetes, Pleosporales, Didymellaceae.